AUGCAGCAUCUUCGCCGAAACAACGAAACUCCGCAGUACCACGACGCACUCCCCCGCAAACGGCAGUUGAGCAUCCGAAAGCAUGUCAACGCCUCAUCGCGAGCAGCAGUGGCAGGCGGACGUGGGGCAGCAAGCAACCACGUGUGGCUGCAUCAGCGUCCCCAUCUGCACGCACCCACACAAUCAGCUAAGUGCUCGCUCCUUCAUGUGUCCGCCCUCGUUUCGUUUUCCUGUCAUUUUUUCACCCUACGUCCCCUCGCUGCCUACUCACCAGCUCUGCGUGUGUGCCUUGCAGGUGGGGGGGAGGGGUGUGGGAUCAGCAUCGCCAUUCCCUCACGCCUCUCCCCGGUGGCCGUGCAGGGAGGGACGCACACGGGAAGGCGGGGAGGAGGGCUGCCGGGGAAGGAGUCACCUGGUACCCCUCAGGUGCAGCCCUUGGGUCUGUGGUUUGUGACUUGGCCUCCACCAGUGGCCCCUCCCCUCUCCCGCCUUGCAAAUGCCGUUCCCUCUCACCAUUCCUCCUCUCGCUGCCCACUGACCAGCUCUGCGUGUGCCUUGCAGGUGGAGGGGAGGGGCGGGGGUCAACACCGACGCUUCCCCACGCUCCUCCCCUGUGGCCGUGCAGGUACCUGUGGGGACGGGAGGGAGGCAACACUGCCAGUCGCUGCCGCAAGGGAGAGUAUUGGGGUGGGCUUGGCCUCUCAAGCUGCAGUCUUUGUUGUUGUUCCUGGUCAUGCCAACUCAACUGCUGUUACUUCCUCCCCUGUCUGCUGCCCCUACCAGGUCACUUGGCAUCGAGUGAAGACUGAAGCAGAGGAAGCUGAGUAG
Messenger RNA from Closterium sp. NIES-65, 828 nucleotides. NCBI's taxonomy places the organism in Eukaryota, Viridiplantae, Streptophyta, Zygnematophyceae, Desmidiales, Closteriaceae. The record is from the annotation of a GenBank genome assembly.